Molecule: messenger RNA, 1407 nt
Organism: Dothidotthia symphoricarpi CBS 119687
Lineage: Eukaryota; Fungi; Ascomycota; Dothideomycetes; Pleosporales; Dothidotthiaceae
Product: FAD/NAD(P)-binding domain-containing protein
Exons: 4
Coding region: 13-1290 (425 amino acids)
Biological process (GO): secondary metabolite biosynthetic process
Molecular function (GO): FAD binding
Source: RefSeq, a predicted model, not a curated record
GCGUUCUAAAGCAUGACCUCUCGCCAGAAGCAGAGACUCCGGAUCGCAAUCUGUGGUGGGGGAAUCGCUGGUCUAACUGUUGCUGCCUUUCUCGCCAAAUGCCCUGAUAUAGACCUUCACGUCUUUGAAGGCAAGUCAAACAUUAGAGCAAUCGGCGCUGGGAUCGCGGUUUGGAAGAGAUAUUGGGAAAUCCUGGAAGAGAUAAGCGAUUUUUCAUCUGAGUGUACAUCACGUGGUUUACAGAUACGCCCAUGGUCAGAUGUUACCGGCCCAGUUGUUCGAAGAUCAGACAAUCCCUCACGUGGAAUAGACUUUGUCAAAAUACCACACGGACCAAGGCACUUACCUCGUGACGACCUUGUUGACAUACUUCACGGUCAUGUGAACGAUGGAAGGUGUCAUAUCAACACAAAUAAAAAACUUACAGCCUGGGCUCAGCAAGACCUCGGGAAGAUUGUCGUUAACUUCGAAGACAGUACAAGCAUUAUCGUUGAUCUAUUGAUCGGGGCGGAUGGUGUUCACUCCUGUGUACGACAGGGUAUUUUCAAAGGAACCCAAAACCUCUGCGAGCCUGAGUUCAGUGGUCAGUUUGCCUAUAGAUUGAGCUGCUCAAGGGCAGAACUCGAAAAGCAGAACCCUGAUAAUGAGGCUUUGCGUGGAUUUAAAAUUUGGUGUGGCAAAGGCCGACAUGUCACAUCAAACACCGUUAGGGAUGAGAUCCAGAUAACUGCUUACGAUAAUGUCUUUGAUGCGAAUGGAUCACCUGCCCCUUUUAGUGGACCGUGGGUCUCGGAAGUGCCUGCUGCAUGGAUUGCCGAACGAUAUAAUGGCUGGGAACCAGAUCUAGUAAGUCUCUUACAAUUGCCGAAAACUGCAUCGCGCUGGGCAAUCCAUGUGGUUCACCCUCUUCCAUCGUUUGUAGCAGAUCGAGUAUGCCUGAUUGGCGACGCAGCCCACGCCAUGACACCCCAUCGAGGACUGGGUGGUGGCCAGGGAAUCGAGGAUGCGUAUAUUCUAGCUCGACUCAUCGCGGAUUCUCGAACCACUGCAGCAAAUCUUCCCAACGUUCUCAAGAUAUACGAUUCCAUCCAGCGACCCUCUUCUCAGGAGGCGGCGCGACAGUCGUUUGUUAACGGGCUACUAUACGGUUUCUUGGAUCCGAGAGUUGCCAACAGUUCGUUGGGAGAGGUUGCUGAAUUGCUCAUCGAUAGUUGCAGUUGGAUGCUUGAAAAAGACGCCGCGAGGAAAGGGUGGGCGAAGGCGGAAUCUGCUCUUGCUACACUAGUUUAAUGCUUAAACCCAUUAUCGAGGAGGGUUGUAGGAGUCUCCCUCAGGCGCAGGGAGUUUGAUACUAGUUUGAAUGUACAUAUCGUCGUGUGGUAGUUGAUACUAUCCUGAAUUUCAUCG